AUGUCUUCUCACAAGAUUUUCAGAAUCAAGCGAUUCCUGGCCGAGAAACAAAAGCAAAAUCAUCCUAUUCCUCAGUGGAUUCGGAUGAAGACUGGUAACAAAAUCAGGUACAACUCCAAGAGAAGACACUGGAGGAGAACCAAGCUGGGCCUGUAAGGAUUCACACAAUCAAUGGCAAGAAUUGAGAGUUUGCACUGAAUCAUGGUCAACGGAAGCUAUGCUACCAGAUG
Messenger RNA from Mesocricetus auratus (golden hamster), 230 nucleotides. Its product is annotated as 60S ribosomal protein L39-like. Gene Ontology annotation, biological process: translation. Gene Ontology annotation, molecular function: structural constituent of ribosome. The transcript has a single exon. The coding region runs from base 1 to 156 and encodes 51 amino acids. Gene Ontology annotation, cellular component: ribosome; cytosolic large ribosomal subunit. The record is from RefSeq and is a predicted model, not a curated record. Lineage: Eukaryota; Metazoa; Chordata; Mammalia; Rodentia; Cricetidae.